Molecule: messenger RNA, 870 nt
Organism: Anoplophora glabripennis (Asian longhorned beetle)
Lineage: Eukaryota; Metazoa; Arthropoda; Insecta; Coleoptera; Cerambycidae
Exons: 6
Coding region: 103-648 (181 amino acids)
Molecular function (GO): sequence-specific DNA binding
Source: RefSeq, a predicted model, not a curated record
CAACUAAUAGAUUUAGAUUUUGAAAUUGACAACUGACAUGUCUAACCUAACUUAUUGCACCAUUUUUGAUUUUUUUUUUAAUUAUAUUUUACUUGUGUUAAAAUGCCUUCAGUGACAAAUCUAUGUUGUCUAUUAACGUGCCCCAACAGAUACGCGGUCAAUAUAAAUGCGAAGAAACACAGUCUUUUCAGAUUUCCAAAAGAUCGGCAAAGAUGCGAAGUAUGGCUGAAGUAUUGCGGUCGGGAAGACCUGAAGCAUCUUUCUCCAGAGGAAUUACAUAGGAAAAAUUACAGAGUCUGUAGCUUGCAUUUUGCUGGAGAAAUGUUUGCGGGCGUUCGACUGAAAAAAUUUGCAUUUCCCACAAUAAAAGGAGGGGAAGCUAUUUCUUUAGAUGAAGAGGCUGUUUGUUUAGUUGAGGAAGCUAUGUGUUCAGCUCCAGAAGCAGUCGCACAUCUACAAGAAUCUUCUGGAAAAGAAAUUGGUUCUGAAAAAACAGUAUUAAACAAUCCCGGAAUCUUUGCAAUUGGUCCUCCACUGAUAUCUUCGCAAGAAAGUUUCAACUGCUCAAUAAAUGCCAAUUCUUCAACAGUUUCUCUGCCAAUGGUGUCUCCGUUAGAAGAAUGUGAUUACUGGUUACGAAUACCCUAAGAUUUAAGUAAGGGGAAGACAAACAUCUUUAAGAUCAGUUAUGUGAAAAGAGGGCGAUUUUGAUCAACUUAAAGACAAAACGAUGAAGGAUUUUUUUAACAGAAAGGAAAUAUGUUUUAUCAAAAUCGACAUCAAAGUUGUGUUGUGCAAGUUUAUAAAAAGAAAAUAUGUAAAAUUCAUUUUCAGACUAAUGAACCACACCUUUUUUUAAAUAAAGAUCAU